Suillus paluster is the source of this 510-nucleotide messenger RNA. RefSeq lists its product as uncharacterized. The transcript is spliced from 2 exons. The annotation marks the transcript as partial. NCBI's taxonomy places the organism in Eukaryota, Fungi, Basidiomycota, Agaricomycetes, Boletales, Suillaceae. The record is from RefSeq and is a predicted model, not a curated record.
CCCACAGGGCCUGUUCCUCGUAUCUCUCCACACACUUUCCGCAAGACGCUUGAAUCGGUUACUAUAGAACUUGAUAACGAGCCUCCGAUGAGCUCCAUCGAAAGCUUCCCAUCUCCGCGAAAAGACAAGGGAAAGCAACGACACUCUGAGGCUGACGAACUGCAGAGUUCAAGCGACGAGGAGCUUGUCCCUGGCGUCACAGACGCGAAACUGAGAGCUAGAGGGAAGGUACUUUAUGAGGAGGCUCUACGGAAGAAGGAGCUUCUCCAAGUUACCGAUAAACCACCCAAGAAGACUCUCGAUGACCUUGCACGAUCACGAGUGCCUCUGACGAUGACAACUCGCGAGGGAGAGUUAGAGGUCGUGCAGCAGAUGGAAGACGCGUAUGUUGACCUCAGCGGGGGAAAUAGCACGACUAUCGACACUUUCACGCAAAGUGGGCCACAAGACAAAGAAGCUCAACGUAUCCUUCUUCGUGAGGAGGACGAGGAAUGUACGCAGGAGGCCUUG